Arachis stenosperma is the source of this 2315-nucleotide messenger RNA. Its product is annotated as beta-fructofuranosidase, insoluble isoenzyme CWINV3-like. The coding region runs from base 605 to 2173 and encodes 522 amino acids. Gene Ontology annotation, biological process: carbohydrate metabolic process. Lineage: Eukaryota; Viridiplantae; Streptophyta; Magnoliopsida; Fabales; Fabaceae. The transcript has 6 exons. The record is from RefSeq and is a predicted model, not a curated record. Gene Ontology annotation, molecular function: hydrolase activity, hydrolyzing O-glycosyl compounds.
AGAUUUAAGAAACUAUAUUUGGUUUUAGAUUUGUCCCAUGAUCAUUAUGUCCAUCAUACAUGUUCUUCCAAGUUUUGUGAAUAUAUUAAUUAGUCCAUUAUUAACAAGAUGCACUCUGCAUAUAUAAUUAUAUAUACAAUACAAAUUCUUAAUUAAUCAAACCAAUUCAUGUUCUCCUUCACAAUAUUCAUGAUGAAGAACUUUGCAACACUAAUAUUACUUGCAUUGUUUCUUUUUAUCCUGCAAAAUGGAAACAGAAUUGAAGCAUUCCCAGAUAGGAUUAUUAGUUCUUCUUCUAUUAAUCAACCAUAUCGAACUUCUUAUCACUUUCAGCCCCCAAAAAAUUGGAUGAACGGUAUUAUCCCCCAACCAUGCUUUAUGAUUUAUGAACUAAUCUUUUUAAAUUGAACAUGCUUUAGUUUAUUUAUUUAUUUAUAGGUCUUACUUCACUGUUGUAUUCUGUUCUGUUCUGUUCUGUUCUGUUCCUCUCUUUGUUAUAAAUCAUUGAUCGUCUAAUUAUAUAUUUUCUUUAUUUCAUUUGACAUGUUUUUGUUGAAGAAAAUUUGUAAAUCAAUGCCUUCAUUCUGCAGAUCCAAAUGCACCAAUGUACUAUAAAGGUGUUUACCACCUUUUCUACCAGCAUAAUCCUUAUGCAGCAACCUUUGGAGACAGAAUUGUAUGGGCUCAUUCUGUGUCCUAUGAUCUCAUCAAUUGGAUUCAUCUAAACAAUGCUAUCGAACCGAGCAAGCCUUUCGACAUCAAUAGCUGCUGGUCAGGUUCAGCCACCAUACUCGAAGGAGGCGAAAAGCCUUUUAUUUUGUACACAGGUAUUGAUGAAAACAAACACCAAGUUCAAAACUUGGCUAUUCCAAAGAAUGCAUCAGAUCCUUUCCUAAGAGAAUGGAUCAAACUCCCUCAAAACCCUGUGAUGAAACCACCGAUUGGUGUUGAGUUGAACAAUUUUAGAGACCCUUCAACUGCUUGGCUUGGAAAUGAUGGAAAAUGGAGGGUAGUUGUUGGUGCUCAAAAUGGUGAUCAAGGGAAGGUUAUUUUGUACCAUAGUAUGGAUUUUGUUGAUUGGAAAGUGGAUUCUAGGCCGUUUUUCGCGACGGAUAACACCGGAGUUUGCGAGUGUCCGGACUUCUUUCCGGUGUUGAUCAAAGGUGAAAAUGGAGUAGAUACAUCUUUUGAUCAUCAAGAUCCUAAUUUUGUUAGGCAUGUAAUGAAGAUAAGUUAUCUUAGUAGGUUACAUGACUAUUAUUUUCUUGGAAACUAUAAUGUCUUUGGUGACAACGAAAAUUUUGUUCCUGAUGUUAAAUUCACAGGAACAAGUUCAGAUUUAAGGUAUGAUUAUGGUAAAUUUUAUGCUUCCAAAUCAUUUUUUGAUUAUGCUAAGAACAGGAGAAUAUUGUGGGGAUGGGUGAAUGAAUCUGAUUCUACACAAGAUGAUAUUCAAAAAGGAUGGGCUGGUAUACAGUCAAUUCCAAGGCAAAUUUGGCUUGAUAAAAGUGGGAAGAGAUUGGUGCAAUGGCCAAUUGAAGAGGUUGAAAAAUUACAUGACAAACAAGUGAGCAUUACUAAGGAAAACCUCCUUAGUGGAUCAACUCUUCAAGUCUCCGGCAUCAUUGCAUCUCAGGUUGAUGUAGAAGUGGUAUUUGAAAUAUCCGACCUAGAAAGUGCAGAAUGGUUAGAUCCAAAGGGUGUUGAUCCACAAAUACUAUGUAGCAAAAAAGAAGAUGGAUCAAGAAGUGGCAAAAUUGGACCAUUUGGUUUGUUAGCUUUGGCUUCAGAGGAUCUCAGAGAGCAAACUUCAGUGUUCUUUCAAAUCUAUAAAGCUCCAAAUAGAUAUGUAGGCCUAAUGUGUAGUGAUCAAAGCAGGUCUUCAUUAAGAGAUGACCUUGAUAAAACUACAUAUGGAACUUUCUUUGACAUAGAUCCUACUCAAAAAACAAUUUCUCUUAGAACUUUGAUUGACCACUCUAUUGUUGAAAGUUUUGGAGAUGAAGGGAGAAUUUGUAUCACCAGUAGAGUUUAUCCUUCUUUGGCUAUAGACAAAAAUGCUCAUCUUUUUGUAUUUAAUAAUGGGAUUCAAACUAUACAAAUUUCAAAAUUAAAUGCUUGGAGCAUGAAGCAAGCACAAAUUGGCUAUGAGAACAAUAUAAGUUGUGUUUGAAGAGAACCAUAGAACUUUAAUCCACAAAUUAUUGAGUUUUUUUUAUCUGUUUUUCUUUUUUUUAUUGGUCUAUCCACCAUUAUUGCAAUAAGAAGAUGAAUCUGAUGUAAGAAUUGGUUGUUCUUAUUAGAAAUUCUGCAUU